AUAUAGAAGUGCAAUGGUGAGCAGCCACCAGCCCACCACUCAUACACUCACUUGAUCAACCUAGCAAAGGAUAAACAUCAUUCCCAUUCCCCUUGGGCUAGCUGUUCCCCCACAAACAAACGAAGCUAGCAUGGCGACGAGCCUGAUAGACUCUUUUCCAUGGGAGCAGGAGCGGCUUGUGUAUGUGUACGCGUUGGCUUGCGCGGUUGUGGCGUGGUGCGCCGUGAGGGCGCUGGAGUGGGCGUGGUGGAGGCCCCGGCGCCUGGAGCGGGAGCUGCGGGCGCAGGGCCUCCGGGGCAGGGCAUACCACUCCGUCGCUGGCGACGCGCCGCUUCUGGAGCGUCUCCACAAGGAGGCCAGGUCCCGGACCAUGCCGCUGGGCAGCCACGACGUCGUGCCUCGGGCCAUGCCGAUGUUUCACCAGACCAUGAAGGAGCACGGUAAAAUGUCCAUCACUUGGUUUGGACCGGUGCCAAGAGUGACCAUCACCGAGCCUGAACUGGUGCGUGAAGUCCUGUCCAACAAGCUGGGUCACCUUGAGAAGCUCAACCUGGGCCGACUUCAAAGGAUGCUGCACCACGGCGUGGGUAGCCACGAGGGCGAAAAAUGGGCCAAGCACCGCAAGAUCAUCACCCCUGCCUUCCAUCUCGAGAAGCUCAAGCGCAUGUUGCCGGCUUUCGCCGCAUGUUGCACGGAGCUGGUGCACAGAUGGGAAGUUCUAGCCGCCGGUGAUGCGCCAUGCGAGGUCGAUGUCUGGCCUGAUUUGAAGAAUUUGACUGGGGAUGUCAUCUCACGGGCUGCAUUCGGCAGCAGUUACCAUGAAGGCAGGAGGAUAUUCCAGCUCCAGGGUGAGCAGAUCGAGCUCAUCGUGCAGGCCAUGGACAAGAUGCAUAUCCCUGGUUACCUGUUCUUGCCAACCAGAGGCAACCGAAGGAUGAAUCAGAUUGUUGCGGAGAUCGAGAGGGUCCUAAAAGGCAUCAUCGCAAAAAAAGAGAAGGCCUUGAAAGCCGGAGAAGCUACCAGUGGCGACGAUCUUCUCGGGCUGCUGCUGGAGUCCAACAUGGCAAACUGCAGGCCGGGAGACGCCGGCAUCACGACCGAAGACCUGAUCGGAGAGUGCAAGCUGUUCUACUUCGCCGGCAUGGAGACCACGUCCUUGCUGCUCACGUGGACCAUGAUCGUGCUCUGCAUGCACCCGGAGUGGCAGGACCGUGCCAGGGAGGAGGUCCUGCAUGUCUUCGCCCACGGCACGACGCCAGAUUACGACGGCUUAGCUCGCCUAAAAAUCGUAACCAUGGUGCUGUACGAGGUGCUGCGGCUGUACACGCCGCUGACGUCGGUCCAUCGCAAGACGUGCAAGCCCAUGGACCUCGGCGGCGUCAGGUACCCGGCGGGCAUGCUGUUCAUGGUGCCAUUUCUGUGCCUCCACCACGACAAGAAUGUUUGGGGCGAGGACGCCGACGAGUUCAGGCCAGGGAGGUUCGCCGAUGGGGUCUACAAGGCAGGGGCGUCGGCUGACGCGCCGGCCUUCUUCCCAUUCGGCUGGGGCCAGAGGACUUGCGUCGGCCAGAACUUCGCGAUGCUCGAGGCCAAGAUGGGGAUGGCCAUGAUUCUGCAGCGCUUCUCCUUCGAGCUCUCGCCGUCCUACACACACGCGCCGUUCCCCGUCGGCCUGCUGCACCCAGAGCACGGUGCGCAACUCAGGCUGACGAGGCUGCCGUGAGUUGCAUAUGGCCAAAUCGAUUGGUUAGCCUGCAUAUUGUGUUCGAAUUAGAUGGCCUCGGGAAACUUCAGAAAAUCUCAAAGGCUCAUGUUGACAAGAGGUGGGGUGCUAAGUUUACUCACAGCCUUAGUGAAAACUAUUAUUUUUUAACUUGUCUCGACAAUUAAAUAAGGAGAGAAUAAAGUUUAGAGUGUUACGAAGAA
Messenger RNA from Hordeum vulgare subsp. vulgare (domesticated barley), 1926 nucleotides. RefSeq names its product cytochrome P450 72A11-like. NCBI's taxonomy places the organism in Eukaryota, Viridiplantae, Streptophyta, Magnoliopsida, Poales, Poaceae. The record is from RefSeq and is a predicted model, not a curated record. Gene Ontology annotation, molecular function: oxidoreductase activity, acting on paired donors, with incorporation or reduction of molecular oxygen; iron ion binding; heme binding. The coding region runs from base 131 to 1723 and encodes 530 amino acids. The transcript is spliced from 4 exons.